UAACCCAAACACACAAAUCCCCUAGCACAGACAAACAGUAAUUGCUUCCUGUCCUCUGGCCACUUGCAAAUAAAUGUUCUACAGGACCUGCCAGGCCACCUCCAGAGGAGCUGCCCAGCUAAGCAGCAUGUCCCUCCGUAGAAGCUUCACCUUUACGAUCUGCAUUUUAGAAAUAAGCGGCCUAAUUUUAGAGCCCGCUCUUGGCCAAGAGCUAACACAAAGUGAUGGCCCUCCAUUGCCCAUAGACUGCAAAAUGAGUGCCUGGAGUGAAUGGUCACAAUGUGAUCCUUGCCUUAAACAAAUGUUUCGCUCAAGAAGCAUUGAGAGUUUUGGGCAGUUUAAUGGGAAACGUUGCAUGGAUGCUCUGGGAGACAGACAACAGUGUGUGCCUACAGAGGCUUGCCUGGAGGCUGAGGACGACUGUGGAAAUGACUUUCAGUGCAGCACAGGGAGAUGCAUAAAGAGGCGACUUCUCUGUAACGAUGACAAUGACUGCGGUGACUUUUCAGAUGAGGAUAGCUGUGACAGUGAUCCCCGGCCCCCCUGCCGCAGCCGAGUGGUGGAGGAGUCUGAGAUGGCGAGAACAGCAGGUUAUGGGAUCAACAUUUUAGGGAUGGAUCCCCUAAGCACACCGUUUGACAAUGAAUUCUACAAUGGACUCUGUGACCGAGUUCGGGAUGGAAACACUUUAACAUACUACCGAAAACCCUGGAAUGUGGCUUCUUUGACCUUUGAUACCAAAGUUGAUAAAAACUUCAGAACAGAAUAUUAUGAAGAACAGUUUCAAGCAUUCCAAAGUAUCUUUCAAGAAAAAACAAGAAAUUUUAAUUUUGCUCUAAAAUUUACACCCACUGAGAUGGGUGGAAAUAAAAUUUUUCAAGAAGCACUCGCUGAGGUGGGGGACAAUAAAGAAAUUGCUCAAGAAAUAAACCCACUUAAAAUACGUAUCUCAACUGGUCUUCGACUUUCAUAUUUCAAAAAUGAAACUUAUCAAAAAUUAUUGCUGUAUUCUUCAAAGAAGAAUAAAACCUUUCUGCACGUGAAAGGAGAAGUCCAACUGGGUAGAUUUGUGAUGAGAACCCGGGAUGUCAUGCUGACAACAACAUUCUUGGAGGAUAUAAAAGCUCUGCCAGCUACUUAUGAAAAGGGAGAAUAUUUUGGAUUUUUGGAAAUGUAUGGAACCCACUACAGUAGCUCUGGUUCUGUAGGAGGACUGUAUGAGCUAAUACAUGUUUUGGAUAAAGCUUCCAUGGAGCGGCAUGGUUUUGAACUAAAUGAUAUAAAGUCAUGCCUUGGGUAUAAUAUGGACUUAUCUAUAAGUUUCGUUGGAAACACUAAGGAAAGUGACUCCACAUUGCAGUUGAACCACAAUGAGUGUGAGAAGAGGACACACAGUAAAACGGUAAAGGUCAGUCGCGAUCAACUCAUUGAUGAUGUCAUUUCAUUUGUAAGAGGAGGAUCCCAUGAGUAUGCAGCACAAUUCAAGGCAAAGCUUCUCAAAGGAAGCAAGACAAUUGAUGUGACUGAUUUUGUAAAGUGGGCCUCUUCCUUAAGCCAAGCUCCAGUGCUCAUUAACCAGAAAUUGUCUCCUAUAUAUAGUUUGGUUCCUGUGAAAAUAAAAGAUGCACACCUAAAGAAACAAAAUUUAGAAAGAGCCAUUAAGGACUAUGUCAAUGAAUUCAGUGUAGACAAAUGCCAUCUGUGCCAGAAUGGGGGGACAGUGAUUCUUCUGGACGGGCUGUGUCUGUGUUCCUGCCCCAUCCAUUUUGAAGGAAUUGCCUGUCAAAUCAGAAAGAAGACAAUACUCCAGUAAGGACUAGCAAUCUCUUUCCCGGCUCAUAACAAAGUAGAGCUUUGGCUUUUCUUGGAACAUAUGGAACCAAAAAUCACCAGGACUUUCCAAUGUAAGAUCUUGCCCCUGGAAUAGUCCUCGCUGCCAAGUGCAAUGCAACACGCAUCAUGAAAAUCCUACCAACCUCUGAAUUCUCUUCUCUCUUAGGUCUACAAUGCACCCCCAACCUAUAUAAUGUUUCCAUUCUUCUUUCCCUAAUGAAGAGUCAGCAGUUAAAUAUGCCAGCACUGCUUUUUCCCACAGGCAACACCAAUCCCUUGCUAAUAAAACAAAAUUAAAUUAAAAACAAAAAUGUUGGUUUAACUUUAAA
Molecule: messenger RNA, 2162 nt
Organism: Cavia porcellus (domestic guinea pig)
Lineage: Eukaryota; Metazoa; Chordata; Mammalia; Rodentia; Caviidae
Gene: C9
Product: complement C9
Exons: 11
Coding region: 74-1813 (579 amino acids)
Biological process (GO): complement activation
Cellular component (GO): membrane attack complex
Molecular function (GO): protein binding
Source: RefSeq, a predicted model, not a curated record